Molecule: messenger RNA, 297 nt
Organism: Protopolystoma xenopodis
Lineage: Eukaryota; Metazoa; Platyhelminthes; Monogenea; Polystomatidea; Polystomatidae
Source: the annotation of a GenBank genome assembly
AUGGCAGCGGAUGGCAGCGGAUGGCAGCAGACGGCGCAGGCGGGCUCAGGCAGACGAGUGAGUUGGGAAAAUUCCGCCUUGAAUCUACGAGACGAUGGGGCAAUUAGACCAGCAAUGCGCCGUGAAGAAGGCUUUUUCUCCCGCAAUGAGUGCGCCCGUGUGAGGGAUCGCUGUGUGCCGGCCUGCAGGCCUACGAUGACAGCGCAGCAGGGCCCCAACGAGCACGGUUUAACUGGGCCCAGGUGCGAGAGACUGAUUGGCCGAUGCAUCAAACUGACUCAGUCAAACCCCGGUUAG